AUGUUGAUACCGGUCUCGUCGUCGCCAUCCUCCAGCAACGGAGACGGCGCCAUCAAACUGUUCAUCGGGCAGAUACCGCGUCACCUCGAGGAGGACGCGUUACGACCGAUGUUCGAGGAAUUCGGGAAAAUUUAUGAGUUUACCGUGCUGAAGGACAAGUACACCGGGAUGCACAAGGCGAAGAGAGGGAUGCUCAAGGGGCGAGAGCUGCAGGCGACCGAGAAGGAAGUUCUGGUGACGCGCAGCCUGUGUGCUUCGGGAUUUUAUAAAGGCAUUUGGAAAAAUGAGACAAUGUUCGGGGAGCUGUGCGGAUUGUCUUCAUGA
Molecule: messenger RNA, 324 nt
Organism: Ceratina calcarata
Lineage: Eukaryota; Metazoa; Arthropoda; Insecta; Hymenoptera; Apidae
Product: CUGBP Elav-like family member 5
Exons: 2
Coding region: 1-324 (107 amino acids)
Molecular function (GO): RNA binding
Source: RefSeq, a predicted model, not a curated record